Sphaeramia orbicularis (orbiculate cardinalfish) is the source of this 604-nucleotide messenger RNA. RefSeq names its product collagen alpha-1(XII) chain-like. Gene Ontology annotation, molecular function: protein binding. The record is from RefSeq and is a predicted model, not a curated record. Lineage: Eukaryota; Metazoa; Chordata; Actinopteri; Kurtiformes; Apogonidae. The transcript has 4 exons. The coding region runs from base 175 to 453 and encodes 92 amino acids.
GUUGUUUUUCUGAUUUUAUGAAGGUUUGUAAGCGGUUUAUGUGUGUGAUUUCUUGUUAAUUUUCAGGAAACAGUAUCAGCACAGACCACCAAUACCGUGUUGAAAGGCCUGACCCCCGACACCCUCUACACUGUUUCACUGGUGCCUGUUUAUGCUGCAGGAGAUGGACAGAAAAUGUCUGAAAAUGGAAAAACAAUGCCUCUGGGCGGAGGCAAAAACCUGCAGGUGUUGAACCCGACCAUGACCACCCUGGACGUCCAAUGGGAGCCCGCCGAGGGUCAGGUGACAGAGUACAGAGUCAUAUAUGUUCCUGCUGCCGGAGGAGAGGAGAAAAUGGAAAAAGCUCCAUCAGGCACCACCAGCACCGUGUUGAAAGGCCUGACCCCCGACACCCUCUACACAGUUUCACUGGUGCCUGUUUACGCCGCAGGGAGACGGACAGAAAAUGUCUGAAAACGGAAAGACAAAGCCCCUUGGUGGAGUGAAGAACCUGCAGGUGCUGAACCCCACCAUGACCACCCUGACCGUCCGCUGGGAGCCCGCCGAGGGUCAAGUUAACGAGUAUAAAGUCAUUUAUGCUCCUGCUGCCGGAGGAGACGAGAGU